AUGUCGUUUGCGUCAUGAUCAGUAGAAGUGCAUGGCUGCACGCGAUAAAACGGUGCUGAAACCGAACGAUUUGGACUCAUUCUAGCGUCCAGAAAGUUCAGUUAUCCAAUUUGCUGGUCACCUCCGGUCCAGAUCGAGUGACAAAUAAUAAUAAAGACAGUACUGAAUACAGUGUUUACACGCUGUCCUCGGUAAUAAACAUUCACGUGCGAUUUGUGUAACCCUCGCGGGCAGGUUUUUAUUCAAUGUGCAUUUGAGCAGGGUGCGUAGGGUUGAUAUUCACAGAAAGUUGCGCUGGAUCUGGACUUGAGACUCGGCGCAUAGUUGUCAUCGGUGCGGAAAAUAUAUAAAAGAUGCUGCUGCAAGUUGGAGGGAAGCGUGCAGCCCUGGGCUUGUUGGCGGUGCGCAGGGCCUGCUGUCUGUCCCGCUCCGCUCACACGUCACCUCAGACACUGGAGUACAAACCCAUUAAAAAGGUCAUGGUGGCCAACAGAGGAGAGAUUGCGAUCCGGGUGUUCCGGGCUUGUACAGAGCUGGGCAUCCGGACCGUGGCGGUGUACUCGGAGCAGGACACGGGCCAGAUGCACAGGCAGAAGGCAGACGAGGCGUACCUCAUAGGAAGAGGUCUGCCGCCUGUCGCUGCUUAUCUCCACAUACCCGACAUCAUCAAAGUGGCCAAGGAAAAUGACGUGGACGCUAUCCACCCAGGUUACGGCUUUCUGUCCGAGAGGGCGGAUUUUGCUCAGGCGUGCACUGACGCUGGUGUGCGCUUCAUCGGUCCUACUCCUGACGUCGUCCGUAAAAUGGGAGACAAGGUGGAGGCUCGUGCCAUUGCACUCCGUGCUGGUGUGCCUGUUGUCCCUGGAACGGAUUCUCCUAUCUCCUCUUUGCAGGAAGCGCAGGAGUUCUCGAACACGUACGGUUUCCCAAUCAUUUUCAAGGCGGCUUACGGCGGCGGGGGCCGUGGCAUGCGGGUGGUGCGGGAGUAUGAGGAGCUGGAAGAGAACUACCAGCGGGCCUACUCAGAAGCCCUGGCUGCCUUUGGCAACGGAGCAUUGUUUGUGGAGAAAUUCAUUGAGAAGCCAAGGCACAUUGAAGUGCAAAUCCUGGGGGAUAAAUACGGGAACGUGAUUCACCUGUACGAGAGGGACUGCUCUAUCCAGAGGAGACACCAGAAGGUGGUGGAGAUCGCGCCAGCCUCACAGCUCGACCCCCAUCUCAGAGACAGACUGACGGCCGACUCGGUCAACUUGGCCAAACAGGUCGGCUACGAGAACGCCGGCACCGUCGAGUUCCUGGUGGAUAAAAACGGAAAGCACUACUUCAUCGAGGUGAACUCGCGUCUCCAGGUGGAACACACGGUUACCGAGGAGAUCACAGAUGUGGAUUUGGUGCACGCUCAGCUGCGGGUGUGUGAAGGUCGCAGCCUGCCCGAGCUGGGUCUGAAACAGGAUAAAAUCAAGAUCAAUGGCUCUGCCAUCCAGUGCCGUGUGACCACCGAGGACCCUGCACGGGGCUUCCAGCCGGACACAGGAAGAAUAGAGGUUUUUCGCAGCGGUGAAGGGAUGGGCAUUCGGCUGGACAGCGCCUCUGCCUUCCAGGGUGCCGUGAUCUCCCCCCAUUACGAUUCUCUCCUGGUUAAAGUCAUUGCCAGCGGUAAAGACCUUCCUGCCGCCGCUGCCAAAAUGAGUCGGGCCCUCGCAGAGUUCCGCGUACGCGGAGUCAAGACGAAUAUCCCUUUCCUCCAGAACGUGUUAAGUAACGACCAGUUCCUUUAUGGCACAGUGGACACCCAGUUCAUCGACGAGAACCAGGACCUCUUCAACCUCAAACCGGUUCAGAACCGAGCCCAGAAACUCCUUCAUUAUCUGGGUCAUGUCAUGGUGAACGGCCCGACAACUCCCAUCCCUGUUAAGGCUAAGCCUUCCUCCAUCGAUCCAGUCGUCCCAGCGGUGUCUCUUGGACAACCUCCAACGGGUUUUAGGGAUGUCUUGCUGAAAGAAGGCCCUGAAGGCUUCGCCAAGGCGGUGCGUUCCCACAAAGGUCUGCUGUUGAUGGACACGACGUUCAGAGAUGCCCACCAGUCUCUCCUGGCCACUCGGGUGCGCACCCAUGACCUGAAAAAGAUCGCACCAUUCGUGGCUCACAACUUCAGCAACCUUUUCAGUGUGGAAAACUGGGGAGGUGCUACCUUUGAUGUGGCGAUGCGCUUUUUAUGCGAAUGUCCUUGGAAGAGGUUGCAGGAGCUGCGGUCUCUGAUCCCCAACGUGCCUUUUCAGAUGCUGCUUAGGGGAGCCAACGCUGUGGGAUACACAAACUACCCGGACAACGCAGUCUACAAGUUCUGCGAGGUGGCCAAGGAGAACGGCAUGGACAUUUUCCGCGUCUUUGACUCUCUGAAUUACCUCCCCAACAUGCUCCUGGGUAUGGAGGCAGCUGGUGCAGCGGGAGGUGUGGUGGAAGCGGCCAUCUCUUACACAGGCGACGUCUCCGACCCCACGCGACAGAAAUACUCUCUGGACUACUACUUGAAGCUGGCUGACGAGCUCGUGAAGGCUGGCACGCACAUACUUUGCAUUAAGGACAUGGCCGGGCUGCUGAAACCGGAAGCUAGCCGUUUGCUGAUCGGUGCGCUGAGGGAUCGUUUUCCUGACACUCCUAUUCACGUGCACACUCAUGACACGGCGGGUGCCGGUGUAGCAGCCAUGUUGGCGUGUGCCGAAGCCGGAGCGGACAUCGUGGACGUUGCGGUGGACUCCAUGGCCGGAAUGACCUCCCAGCCUAGCAUGGGCGCCAUCGUCGCCUGCACCAAGGGAAACAAAUACAACACGGGCAUAUCUCUGGAUAAGGUCUUUGACUACAGUGAGUACUGGGAAGUAGCCCGUGGUCUCUACGCUCCAUUUGACUGCACAGCCACCAUGAAAUCCGGGAACGCAGACGUCUACGAGAACGAGAUCCCAGGAGGCCAGUACACCAACCUGCACUUUCAGGCUCACAGCAUGGGCCUGGGCAACAAGUUCAAGGAGGUGAAGAAAGCCUAUGCCGAGGCCAACAAACUGCUCGGAGACCUCAUCAAGGUGACCCCAUCUUCUAAGAUCGUUGGCGACCUGGCGCAGUUCAUGGUGCAGAACUCCCUGACGCGGGCGGAGGUGGAAGAGCGGGCCGAUGAGCUCUCCUUCCCUCUCUCCGUGGUGGAGUUCCUGCAGGGCCACAUCGGGAUCCCGCACGGAGGCUUCCCUGAACCGUUCAGGUCGAAGGUGCUGAAAUCGCUGCCUCGUGUAGAGGGUCGUCCAGGUGCAUCGCUCACGCCCAUGGACUUCGAGGCCAUGGAGAAGCAGCUGCGCGAGACACAUGGUGAUGACAUCACGCCCGAGGACGUCAUGUCUGCAGCCAUGUACCCCAAAGUGUUCCAGGAGUUCAAGGACUUCACCAACACCUUCGGACCUGUCGACUGCCUCAACACGCGUCUCUUCCUGGAUGGACCAAAGAUCGCAGAGGAGUUUGAGGUCGAACUGGAGAGAGGGAAGACGCUCCAUAUUAAAGCUCUGGCACUGGGGGAUCUCAAUAAGGCCGGUCAGAGAGAGGUGUUCUUCGAACUCAACGGUCAGCUGAGGUCUGUCCUGGUCAAAGACACCGUCGCCCUGAAGGAAAUGCACUUCCACCCGAAGGCACUUAAAGACGUCCGGGGUCAGGUGGGAGCGCCCAUGCCUGGGAAAGUGGUUGAGGUCAAGGUCAAGGAGGGCCAGAAGGUGGAGAAAGGCCAGCCUCUGUGCGUCCUCAGCGCUAUGAAAAUGGAGACGGUGGUGAACUCGCCGCUUUCCGGCACCGUGGCGAAAGUCUACGUCAAAGUCGACAGCAGCCUGGAAGGCGAUGACCUCAUCCUGGAGAUCACAGAGUAAACCGAGCAGCGCCAUAAGACAUCCUUGGAAAUUUCCUUUCAGCUCCUUCAUGUGUGGGGUUAUACACAAGCACAAAAAUAAAAAUUAGUAAAUAAAAAUACACACUAAACAGAACAGUGCACACACAUUUUAAAGCUAACUGGAGGUAUGCAUGGAUUUUAGAACUGACAGGAGGCGGGGGGGUUUCAAUAUUUAGUCUUAAUAUUAUGUACACGUAGUUAUUGCCUAAUGUUUCUGGAAUUAGUGUUUGUGCACUGGGUGCGGAAGAGUUCUUGUUUUUCUGUCAUCUCGAUCUAUUUUACAUAAUCACCUGUCAUGUGUAAUCACGAGAGCUAAUGAUCCAUGAGCUGGAAACUAGUGUUACAUUAACAUUGGGUGUCUCUGUUAAUGUUGAUGUCAUUAUGUCUGCUGAAAUAGGAUUGUGGCGGUAAAGGAAUGAUGUUUAAUUAAGUAAAAAAAAAAAAAAAAGCAAUAAAUCAAAAGGGUAUACUCAUAAGUAGACUCAUUUGCACAGAAAUUAUAUAUGUAAAGAAAUAAAAAUAGGAUCUCAUUUCUUUUAGCGUAACAUUUUGGGUGUUGCCUUUAAUCCUGGAUAAACCAAAAGGGGAAAAAAAAUGCCCAUGUAGCUUUGCUUUCUGAUGUUUCAUGUUCAACCGAAAUAAUUUCGGACUUAUUGGUCCUAACGCACUUCUGAUCGCUGACAAAAUAUUAAUCUAUAAGCGUAAAAUAAUGUCAAGGUAAAUAUGAUGUAUGUCCUUGUUAGCACUGUGAGCCUGAGAUCUCUGCUGUGGUUUUACCCAGAAUGCAUUAGUCAGAGCUAAAGAGUUGGCUGGCCGGCGAUGCGUUCUUGGCUGAAUUUCAAUCAUCACAACAAGCCUUGAUGAUGAGAUGAGGUCCCAUGAAACCCCGGAGUCUCGGAGCUCAUGCAGAAUGCAGAGUUGGCGCUAACGUCGCUCCCCGAUGCUGAUCUGAAUUUAUUGUUCCGAUAAUUUGCCCCUGAAUGUGAACAUCACACCAGUCUUGUUACAUUCCUCUUGGGUUCGGGCGCACCAUGUUUUGGCCUGCAAAGCUACCUACCCGUCUUAGCCUUUCUUUUCUUUUGUCGCUCACUACAGCACUGCCACUGGAGGUUUCUCAUUUGAAGUGUUAUCUUUUGUAGCCGGGAAUCAAAUGUGAGGUUUUGCAAGAGCCGUCUGUGGAGAGCACUCAACACCGGGCGUUCGUACACUCGAACAGUUGCGAAUCGGUAAUCCAUUAGGCAACACCUGGAGUGCCGGAGCUUCGGCGGUGGAGUACUGUUAAAUCAGGAACUGGCGUUUGAUCACUCUCGCUGUCUUUUAACCUCGUAACAUUAACAUCUCAACACAGCUGAAGAGGUCUGGUGUAACCUUGUUAACCAUGCUAAUUUAUAGUCUAAAGACACUACUCGCGAGCUGCAACUAUAAAAUGAGGAUAAUGUCUUCGUUCCAUAAAAAAAAAAAAUAGAUGGAAUGGCUGCUAAAGAAAUCUUCAACUUAAUGUCCCUCGACAGCAUAAAGUAUUUGUGCAAUAUUUACAGAGCAGAAAAAAAAUGUAAUGCGUUUCCCAGCGCUGAGAAAUCAACAUCAAAACUUAUUUACUGACGGCUCCACAAUAAAGAGAGUCUUAAGGGCAGUUAAAUUCUAUUAGACGAUUUUAGGAGCGAAAACUGCAACCAUUAAAUCAGCAAUAAAGGUGCAAUUAUGAGACUGAUAUGAAUAGUCCUGCCGAAGCUGUCCAUAUGCAGACUUGUAUAGAUGACAAACAUUUGUGCUACACCAUACGAAGCGGCUUUGUUUUCUUUUCAUUUCCUGAGGAUUUGUGGGAUCAGUGAUCAGUCUGGAGGAAAGUAAAGACUAGCUGUAGCAGAAAAAUUCAGUCCUUUUUUUUUUUUUUUUUUUCUCAUUUGAGUAGUGUGACUCCUAUUUGGUCAAAGAUGUAGGCCAGGUUUUCCGUCAACGCGGUAGCACGAUGGUUAGCGUUAAAACCUGAGCUCCACGGUCCCCACUUCAAUCCAGAUCUCCAGUUACUCACUUUAUCGAGUUCCACAUACACUAAUGUUCAUAUGGGUUUUCUCUGGGUUCACUGGUUUCCUCCGACCUCCCAAGAUCAUGUUAUGGUAUGAGCAUUCUGUCCUGCCCCCUUUAUUGAGCGUGUAUUCCAACCUUUACAAUGGUUUCCAGGGAGAGUCUCUGGAUCCUACGACCCUGACAACACUAAAGUGCUAAAAGAUGAACAGCUUGACCGUACCUUAGACUUCCAUAGUUAGUGGUUAUUUCUCAUUACGCUGAAAAAAAACAUUGAAAUGUUUAGUCUGUUUGUCCUACAAUCACUUUAAAGGCAAAAUGUGUUCACAUGCACGCUUAUAUAAUUAAACUGUCCAAUUUUAGUGGCAGAAGAGUACUCAAGUCAGCCUGACCCGAUCUGGCUCUUAUCCACUGACCUGUUUGAUGUGAACAAAAAGUUCUUGAUCUCUAUGUACGUUUAUGUACACCGUCCUGCUGUCACGUGAAAAAAUGUGAUUCAGAUAAUGUGUGAAUUUUUAUUGAUUAACAUUUGGGUGAAGAUUUCUUCUCCUACAGUAGCUGCACAGUACUGGAUCAGCCACUACCUCAGUGCCCUUUCUCAACCAUUAACCCUGUUUACUAGUCAUUCUGACAUUUUAUACUGUCUUACAUGUACUACAUUACAGUAUGCACACUUUAAUAUUCCUGAGGCGAGGAAAGGCUUCUUUAUACGUUUGAGAAAAUCUCGUCAUCUCUGGUCUUCUCGAUCUCAGGACUAGCCACUUACGAUUGGUCCCCGUUGUAACAUUAACUGAUGCGCUUUUUUUUUUCUUUCUUUUUUUCCCCCCUAACUACAGUAGGUGCAAUGCAGCUAAACUUAAUGCGAUGUUUAACUGAAUAUUUAAUGAGUUUUCCUAAGUGAUUACUGUUUACUACUUGGUUUAUGAGGGUUUUGCAACUGUAAAAAUGGAACAAUGUUUAAAUUUUCUGCACUUAUUUUAAGUUGAAAUUGAGUACAUCAUGUUAAAUAAUAAAUAUUGGAAUUUUUGCUAGAAUGACAUCAAAUACGUUUUACAGGCUUGUUGGAAAUAACAGAUUUUGUAGUGUUUAUCUUGAAGUGCAUUGAUUUUUCCAUCCAUGUGUUACGUUAAUGAUGUAUAAGAGUUUAUGCAGAUACUAAUUCACUGUAACCUUUUGGUUCAUCUUGGAGACAUAAAAAUAAUUAACAA
Clarias gariepinus (North African catfish) is the source of this 7152-nucleotide messenger RNA. RefSeq names its product pyruvate carboxylase a (gene pcxa). Gene Ontology annotation, biological process: gluconeogenesis; pyruvate metabolic process. The record is from RefSeq and is a predicted model, not a curated record. Gene Ontology annotation, molecular function: metal ion binding; ATP binding; pyruvate carboxylase activity. The transcript is spliced from 21 exons. Gene Ontology annotation, cellular component: cytoplasm. Lineage: Eukaryota; Metazoa; Chordata; Actinopteri; Siluriformes; Clariidae. Bases 354 to 3899 code for a protein of 1181 amino acids.